Molecule: messenger RNA, 1275 nt
Organism: Orbilia oligospora ATCC 24927
Lineage: Eukaryota; Fungi; Ascomycota; Orbiliomycetes; Orbiliales; Orbiliaceae
Exons: 1
Coding region: 1-1275 (424 amino acids)
Biological process (GO): mannitol catabolic process
Cellular component (GO): cytosol
Molecular function (GO): mannitol-1-phosphate 5-dehydrogenase activity
Source: RefSeq, a predicted model, not a curated record
AUGCCAAAAGCCAUUCAUUUCGGGGCCGGCAAUAUCGGCCGUGGAUUCAUCGGUCCAUUGCUCGUUGACUCCGGAUACCAUGUCACAUUCGCAGAUGUCAACGAGUCUCUUAUCGAUUCUUUGAACGCCCAUGAUCACUAUACAGUCCAUAUCCUCUCCCAAAGGUCAUCAACCACUGAAGUAACAGAUUUCUCUGGUGUCGUAUCGACUUCUCCGGAUCUCCUAGACGAAUUUCCGACGGUAGACCUCAUUACUACAUCCGUUGGCGCCCAGAUUUUACCCAAAAUUGCGCCUACUAUCGCUAAAGGAUUGAAGAGACUCUACCAGGCGCGCCCAGAUGCGCUUGUUGAUAUCAUCGCAUGCGAAAACGGCGUCGGUGCGUCCGAGAUCCUUAGAAAGGAGGUUGGAAAGCACUUCAAGAAAGACGCUUCACCUGCCGAGAUUGAGUUUUUCGACAAGCGUGUCGGGUUCGCGAACUGUUCAGUCGAUCGUAUCGUACCCCCCUUUGAUCCUACUAAAGCUGUCAACGGCAAUGGCGAGAAGAGAAGAGAGUCCAAAGGCCACGAAUUGGAUGUUGGGGUCGAGGACUUUUAUGAAUGGGUUGUUGACCAGGAUGCACUCAAGACAGACCAUAACAUUCACGGAAUGAAACUUGCGAGAGACCUGCUGGCUUACGUCGAGCGGAAACUGUUUACCUUGAACACUGCCCAUGCAACGAUUGCAUACCUGGGCUGGUUGAAGGGGUAUGAAACAGUGAAUGAGGCUAUUGAGGAUAAACAGAUCUACGACAUCGCCAAGGGGGCGGUAGCAGAGUCAGGCAGGGCACUUCUCAAGAAACAUACGAUAUUCUCAAAGGACGAACAUGAGAGAUAUAUCAAUACUAUCUUGGAUCACCGUUUGAAAAACCCUAGUGUACAGGAUGACAUUAAGAGGGUAUGCCGGGCGCCGAAGAGAAAGCUCGGUCGGAAUGACCGGUUGGUCGGGCCUGCCAUGAUGGAUUAUGAGUAUGGAGUUGGGAAGCCUACGAAUCUUGCAAAAUCGAUUGCCGCCGCAAUCUGGUACAGCGACAAGGAUGACGAAGACGCCGUGGCGAUCAGAGAUAUGGUCGGUGAGGGAGGGGUUGAAAAGGUACUUCGAGAAGUUAGCGGAUUAAAGAAGGGAACCAAAAAGGCCGAUCAGCUAGUGGACCAUGUCGUGAAAGCGUAUGGAGAUUUGAGGUCUGAGCUGCACGCCUCCACUAAGUUAAAUGGGCAUGUGAAUGGAUAUUUGAAUUGA